This is a messenger RNA of Chenopodium quinoa (quinoa), 1863 nucleotides long. RefSeq lists its product as uncharacterized. Lineage: Eukaryota; Viridiplantae; Streptophyta; Magnoliopsida; Caryophyllales; Amaranthaceae. The record is from RefSeq and is a predicted model, not a curated record. The transcript is spliced from 4 exons. The coding region runs from base 88 to 1665 and encodes 525 amino acids.
ACUCCAAUAUAAAAUUUGCCAAUACCCAAAAAAAAAAAAAACCACAACAGUACAAAUAUAUAUUCCAACUUUUAAGUUAGAAGAAAAAUGGCAGGAUUACCGAGGCUUGUGACGUUGAUGUCAAGCUCACGUUUCUUCCAGUAUGAAACAGGAACAGGGGAAUUACACGCGACCCUGAGAAACACAUCUGAUACAGUAAUUAGUGAGAACAACUUCACCUUGUUUGAAGUGGUGAGUACAAGGGCUCGUGACAUGGUGCACAUCAAAUCUUGCUACAACAACAGGUACUUGCGGCUCAACCCAACCGGUGUCUAUAUUUACGCCUCUGCAGACGAGCUCCAGGAAGACCGUUCUGAACGGUCAUGCACUUUGUUCAGGGUUGUCAUCUCCGGCAACAACGUGCGCUUCUUCCACCAGUCCGAUAAUGUUGACCGCGCUGUGAUAAUUUAUCAAGGUGGUGUCCUUGGAGUCCGGCAGGGUAACCAAGCAUUUAGCUUGUUAUUUAGAGACAUGACCACCUUUGUAAACUUGCCGAAGCACGUAAUGUUCAAAGGGAAUGAUGGGAAUUAUUUAAGAGCACGUAAAAAUAGAAAUCUGGUGUUCGUUGCCAACGAUCCAACGGAUCCGAGAGUGCACCACAUUGCAACGCUUUCACCUCUUAGUGGUAAUUUCAGCCUACUGUCCACCAGAUUCAAUCUGUACUGGGAGAGGAUCAACGGUGAUUGGCUCCAAUGCAACUCGAGCAGACCAUUCGCCGCGAACACGGUCUUCCGCCCAGUGAGGCAGGGUUUUGGUAUCCAAAACAGCACCAUAGCUCUGUUGAAUACGAAUAACAACAGUUACUGUGAGAGAUGGACCAGUGGGGGGAAUGCUGGUCGUAUUCGAGCUUCCUCCUCGACUGUCCCACCUAAUGCGGUGCUCACAGUAGAGGAAACAGUCCGGGAUCGUAAAAUCUCUGACAUCAGGUAUCAUAUAGAGGAUGCACGCAUCUACAAUAUGGUUCCUCUACAGGCCGUAAACCAAACUGUGUUUAACUAUGGAUAUCAUGAUGAGAGACAAGAGGUGAAAUUCGCCUACACAGAGGUGAUAGAAGAGAAGUUCACCUCGUCACAUUCGUGGAAAUUGUCGGUCAAGGCUACCAUCAGGGUUAGAUUGAUCCCAGUGAUACUUCAGGGAAAACUGACUACAACUGCAAGCUACGGAGGUAGUGUUGAAUGGUCCAAAAUGAAAAGAGUUGAGAGAACAGUAACCGGCUCCACAACCGCUACAGUACCAGCAAGGAGUUCUACAAGGGUGACCUUGAUUGUUGGACAAGGUUCCAUGGACGUCCCUUACUCUUAUAGACAAAGUGACAUCCUUAUGGAUGGAACCUUUGAGGAAAAGACUCUGCACGAUGGCCUUUUCUCGGGUCUCAGCACCUUUGAAUUUCAAUAUACUAUCGAGGAACCUCAAAGCCUUCCUCGUAAUGCUAUGCCGCCAAUAGGCCAUGAUGACAUUGUCAUCGUGCCAGGUGAAACCAUAGACCUCCCUAGAAUGGCCAUCUCGCGUGAAGUCGAUCAAGUAAAAGUGGAAGGAAAAGAAGAUGAACUAGUUUCAAUGGAAGAAGAUUGUGGAGGAGAAGGAAACGAGGAACCAGUUCCCCUACCAGUGCCUUCCAAGCUUUAGUUACUUGCAUGCACUAGGUCUUCUAUUUUACGUAUUGUGUUUUAUUUUAAGGAUGAAUAAUAAUUAUGUGUGUUUUCUAACACACAUAUUGUGUUUGUAUUAUGGCUGUACUUUGCUUGUAUUAUUGGUUUUCUCCUUUAUAAUAAUGUGUGCCAUCUUCACCUUAUUUAGCUUAUCAUAUUAUAUGGACAGUUUUCA